Molecule: messenger RNA, 2040 nt
Organism: Eufriesea mexicana
Lineage: Eukaryota; Metazoa; Arthropoda; Insecta; Hymenoptera; Apidae
Gene: Pink1
Product: PTEN-induced putative kinase 1
Exons: 7
Coding region: 157-2004 (615 amino acids)
Biological process (GO): autophagy of mitochondrion; regulation of apoptotic process; positive regulation of mitochondrial fission
Cellular component (GO): mitochondrion
Molecular function (GO): ATP binding; protein serine/threonine kinase activity
Source: RefSeq, a predicted model, not a curated record
UUGUUAUAACUUCUUCAAUCUUUGGCUACGCAGUUAAUUAAGAAUCUUUAAAAAAAAACGAUUGAAUUACUAGCAACGAUCCUGUCUUCAACGGUGAAGGCUUAUUUUUUUUCGGGCCUAGCCCAUUGGGCUCUCUUGGCCCAAAAGCAAGGAGAAAUGUCGAUUCGGACGGUAGUUCACCGUUACUUACAAAAUGUUCGGGCUCUACUGCAUUCCUUCAGAAAUACCGAGUGUUUCUACUCUAAUUAUCACCCAAGAAACUAUCACGACAAGAUACACGUUGCACAAGUAGGCAAGUCCCAGGGCUGCCUGCCCCAGGGUAAUAGUAAUGUGUCUGGCACAGGAAAGCGUCUCGGUUAUUUGGGGGCCCAUACCCGACAAAUUUUCGUGGAUAAUAUCUUAAAACGGGUGACCAAUAGUUUGGCUGCUGAUUUGCGUAGACGAACUGCUAGUAAAUUAGUUUUUGGUGGAGACUCAGCUCCUUUCUUUGCUUUGGUUGGUGUGUCAUUGGCAUCUGGUACUGGAAUAUUAACAAAAGAUGAUGAAUUGGAAGGAGUAUGUUGGGAAAUUCGGGAGGCUGUAUCAAAAGUACAAUGGAAUGCGCCACAAAAUGACAAAAAUUAUGAGACACUAGACAAUGAAGAAAAGAUUAUCACUUUAAAGGAUUUCAUUAUUGGCCCUGUUAUUGCAAAAGGAUGCUCAGCUGUUGUCUACGCAGCAAGAUUCAACAGUUCUUUCAAUGAUGAACCAAAUAAAAAAGGCCAAAUAAAUAUUGAUGAUAAGACCAAAGAUAUAACUGCAUUCCCAUUGGCAUUAAAAAUGAUGUUCAACUAUGACACUGAAUCAAAUGCAUUAUCCAUCCUGAGAUCCAUGUAUCGAGAAACUGUACCGGCCAGAAAAUAUUUGAAAAACGAAGAAUUAGCUGAAUGGGAAUUAAAGAUGGCUGAAAGAAAAGCUAAGCUUCCGCCACACCCAAAUAUUGUAGCAGUGUAUUAUGUUUUUACUGAUAAAGUACCAGCUUUACCAGGAUCAUGGGGAAUGUACCCUGAUGCAUUACCUACAAGAAUCAAUCCCCAUGGAUCUGGAAGGAACAUGAGCUUGUUUUUGCUAAUGAAAAGAUAUGACAUUACAUUGAAACAAUAUUUGAGUGAUCACCACUUGAGUACAAGGGAAUCAAUAUUAUUACUGGCACAGUUACUAGAAGGAGUGACACACUUGAAUGCACACGGCAUUGCACACCGCGAUCUAAAGAGCGACAACAUUUUAUUAGACUUGUCAGAAGUAGCGGAUAAUUGCCCGUCUUUGGUAAUCACAGACUUUGGAUGUUGUUUAGCAGACAAACGUUAUGGAUUAUAUCUGCCAUACAAUACUCAUGAUGUCGAUAAAGGCGGAAAUGCAGCUUUAAUGGCACCAGAAGUGAUAACAGCAGAACCUGGUUCAUUUACUAGUAUCAAUUACACGAAAGCCGACCUAUGGACCGUUGGGACCAUAGCAUACGAAAUAUUUGGCAUGAAAAAUCCGUUUCACAAUAAUAAGGAAGGAAUUUUUUUUAAAAAUUAUAAUUAUAAAGAGGAAGAUCUCCUUCCUCUGCCUAACCACGUGCCAAGCAUUAUCUCUGCAUUAGUAAAAAAUUUAUUAUCGAGAAAUUUAAAUAAGAGACUCGAUACGGAAACUGCAGCAACUAUAAUACAAUUGCACUUAUGGGCACCAAGCGUUUGGCUCCAAAGUGAAUGGAAAUUACCCUCAUCUAAUGAAAUUAUGCAAUGGCUUUUGUGCUUAACUACAAAAAUACUUUGCGAAGGACAGAAUAAUAUGCUGCCAGAAGUAUUGCCCAAUGAGAAUGCCCAGGAAUAUGAAAAGAGAAAUUCUUAUAAUAGAUUACUUUCUACAAAAUCCUGUGGGAGACGUACUAUGCCAGAGUAUCAAUUAAUUGCUAGCUUCCUUGGUAGAGUUACACUCGGUAACAUAAGAACUGCCUUAAAAUGGAUUCAGCAAAAUAUAUAAUAUAUUGUUUAUCCAAGAAAAAAAACGUAAAGAAAG